UAGCUCCUCCCUUCGCUCUCAUGGCCGCCCUCGCGUUGCUCCGCUCGGCCCUGGGCUGGAGAGCGAGGCCCGUUUACUCCCGCAGUUUCAGGCAGCCUCAGCGAAGUCAUCGCCUCACACCUUCUGAUGAUGAGCUCCUCCAGAAAACAACAGUCCAUCACUUGGAAAGAGAAUCGCCAGACAUCCUAUUUAUUGAAGGAUACACAAAUCAUGGUUUCACCAUCAAUGGGACCAUGGUGAUAGGCCCUUGUGCUAUUUUGCCACAAGCCAUCCUGCAGUGGAAUGUUGGUACACAUAAAGACAUUAUUCCGGGGAGCCUUGCUCUGUUCCACAUGCUGGAGCCCAAGAUAGAAAUUGUGGUCCUGGGAACGGGUGCGAGAGUAGAGUGGCUGGAUCCUGCUGUCCUGAAGUGUUUGCAGCAACGUGGGAUUGCUGUAGAAGUACAAAACACGCCUAAUGCUUGUGCCACCUUCAACUUCCUGGUAAGCGAGCGACGUGUGACGGCUGCUGGACUCAUACCUCCUCCCGCUUUCGUGUCUGAAUAAGCCUUUAAGGGUAAGAGGAGAUGGGAGGCCUUCUGAGCAAGCCAGAGAAAGGGACUCCGCUGUCAGGCCUGCCAGCCCCUUCAAGGUCCUAUGAGCUGCUUCCCCUAGUCACUUACAGGCAGUAGCAGCAGGACGUCAACAAGAGGCGGGUUUUUUCCAGGCUCACCACCAGAUCUGAGGCAGACGGCUCUUCUCGCACCGAAGCAUGAGCCCAGCGUGGAAAAGAGGGCCUUGAAGUGAUAUCACGCACCACUGUGCAUUGCAUCUAGUUGUUAUCUGAAAACAACUGCAAGCAGCUAGUGAAUUUAUGUCCUCAGGGGAAACUUGUUGGGUAGGCUGAAAUAAAGCUAUUUGUCCAAAAUUGA
Python bivittatus (Burmese python) is the source of this 910-nucleotide messenger RNA. It is a transcript of the gene NDUFAF3, whose product is annotated as NADH:ubiquinone oxidoreductase complex assembly factor 3. The record is from RefSeq and is a predicted model, not a curated record. Gene Ontology annotation, biological process: mitochondrial respiratory chain complex I assembly. Gene Ontology annotation, cellular component: mitochondrial inner membrane. NCBI's taxonomy places the organism in Eukaryota, Metazoa, Chordata, Lepidosauria, Squamata, Pythonidae.